AUGUUGCGGAGAUUCUCUACCCAGUUCAAGAGGAAUAAGGAUUCCAAGGAUACGAAUGGCGACGCCGAACAGCCCAAGAGCUCCAAGGAGACCAGCAAGCGCUUCUCCAAGGCUGCGCAGCCCACGCGCAAGGCUACUUCCCAUGAGGACAAGCACCAACCUGUGAACCGGGCCGAAGUCGUCGCUGUUUUCGAGAAGUAUGCGCAGGCCAUUCACGCCUCGCGCGAGCCAUUGCCUAACCAGACUGGUGAUGGUACCUAUCUAAAGCAUGACCAGUCCUCCGGUCUGUUCAAUGACAUCAAGUCGCUCGGUUUCCGCGAUCUCAACACCGUCAAGGACCUGAUCAAGAACAAGGCCUCGGGCGAACUGAUCGAUGACAAGACCUACCUUAUGGAGCGCAUCAUUCAGCUUGUCGCCGAUAUGCCCGGCCACUCCAAGAACCGUACCGAGCUCACUAACCAGUUCCUGGAUGAGCUUUGGAACUCUCUCCCUCACCCCCCUCUCUCUUACAUGGGCGACGACUACAAGUACCGCUCCGCCGAUGGCUCCAACAACAACCCUACUCUUCCCUGGUUGGGCGCUGCUAAUACCCCCUACUGCCGCACCAUUCCUCCCUUGACCAUCCAGCCCACCGGUUUGCCCGACGCCGGUCUGAUCUUCGACAGUCUCUUUGCUCGUCAAGAGUUCACCCCCCACCCCAACAAGGUGUCUAGUGUUUUCUUCGACUGGGCCUCUCUCAUCAUCCACGACAUUUUCCAGACCGACUACCAACAACAGCACCUGAACAAGACCUCUGCCUACCUUGAUCUGUCCAUUCUGUACGGUGAUGUCAAGGAACAGCAGGACUUGAUCCGUUCUCACCAGGGCGGUAAGCUGAAGCCCGACUGCUUCUCCGAGGGUCGUCUGCAGGCCCUCCCCGCUGCCUGCGGUGUCCUCCUGGUCAUGCUUAACCGUUUCCACAACCACGUUGUGGAGCAGCUUGCUGAGAUUAAUGAGAAUGGUCGCUUCACCAAGCCUAAGGAUGAUCUGCCUGAGGAGAAGGCUAAGAAGGCUUGGGCCAAGUAUGACGAGGACCUGUUCCAGACCGGUCGUCUGAUUACUUGCGGUCUGUACAUCAACAUUACCCUGUACGAUUACCUCCGCACGAUUGUCAACUUGAACCGCACCAACUCUACCUGGUGCCUGGACCCCCGUGCCCAGAUGGAGAAGGCUGGUGCUACUCCCUCCGGUCUCGGCAACCAGUGCUCUGUCGAGUUCAACCUGGCCUACCGCUGGCACUCUACCAUUGCCCAGGGUGAUGAGAAGUGGAUCGAAGAGGUCUAUUUCGAUCUCAUGGGCAAGCCCGCUGAGGAGGUUAGCAUGCACGAGUUGCUGAUGGGCAUGAAGAAGGUUGAUAGCUUGCUCGACCCCGAUCCGUCCAAGCGUACCUUUGCUCGCCUGCAGCGCCAGGAGGAUGGAACCUUCAAGGAUGAGGAGCUUGUAAAGAUCCUCACAAACGCUUGCGAGGAUGUUGCCAGCUCUUUCGGUCCCCGUAACAUCCCCAAGGCCCUCCGUUCUAUUGAGAUCCUCGGUAUCGAGGCUUCUCGUAGGUGGCACGUUGGUUCCCUCAACGAGUUCCGUAAGCACUUCGGCCUGAAGACUUAUGAAACUUUCGAGGAGAUCAACUCCGACCCCGAGAUUGCCAACAACCUGCGCCACCUGUACGAGCACCCCGACUACGUCGAGCUGUAUCCCGGUAUCAUUUGCGAGGAACCCAAGGAGCCCAUGAUCCCCGGUGUCGGUAUCGCCCCGACCUACACCAUCUCGCGUGCUGUGCUGUCUGAUGCCGUCGCCCUGGUCCGUGGUGACCGUCACUACACCGUUGACUACAACCCUCGUAACCUGACCAACUGGGGUUACAACGAGUGCCGCUACGACCUGAACAUCAACCAGGGCUGUGUCUUCUACAAGCUGGCUACCCGUGCUUUCCCCAACUGGUUCAAACCUGACUCUAUCUACGCUCACUACCCCAUGACCAUCCCCACCGAGAACCGCAACAUCAUGAAGAACUUGGGUCGUGAGCAGGACUACUCCUACGACCGCCCCUCGUUCACCCCGUCGCGCAUCAACCUAACCUCUCACCAGAACGCCAAGCUGGUCCUGGAGAACCAGAAGGACUUCAAACCGGCGUGGAGCGGUGCUAUGGCGGAGCUGUUCGGCAAGGGCGAGUUCGAUGCUCAGCAGCGUGAGGCUAUGGGCCAUGCCUUCAGCGCCGAGGACUUCCCUACCUUGGUUAAGAAGUUCUACGAGGAUGUUACUCUUCGCCUGAUCAAGGAGAAGGGCGCCAAGCUGGCUGGUAUCAACCAGAUUGACAUCACCCGCGACGUUGGCAACCUUGCCCACGUCCACUUUGCCUCGGCCCUCUUCGGCCUGCCGCUGAAGACCGACGAGAACCCCCGCGGUCUCUUCACCGAGCACGAGAUGUACAUGAUCCUCACCACGAUCUACUCUGCUCUCUUCUUCGACGUGGACGCCACCAAGUCGUUCUCCCUGAACCGCGCUUCCACUGCCGUCUCUCAGCAGCUCGGCAACGUCGUGGAGGCCACCGUCAAGGCCGAUACCAACAGCGGCCUGCUGUCCGGCCUGAUGGAUAACUUCCGUCCUCACGACAACGCCCUCCGUGAGUACGGCACCGCCGCUCUCCGUCGUCUGGAGGAGUCUGGCCUCAGCGCUUCCCAGAUUACCUGGUCCCAGAUCAUUCCGACCAUCGUCGGUAUGGUCCCCAACCAGGGCCAGGUCUUCACCCAGAUCAUCGAGUACUACACCUCGCCCGAGGGCGAGAAGCACUGGGCCGAGAUCAACCGUCUCUCCAACGAGGACACCAAGGAGUCCGACGAGAAGCUGUACCGCUACUGCUUGGAGGCCAUCCGUAUCAACGGUACCUUCGGUGCUUACCGCGAGGCCCAGAAUGCCGUCACCGUCGAGGAGAACGGCAAGACCAUCGAGAUCCAGCCCGGUAGCAAGAUUUUCGCCUCCUUCGUCCAGGCCAACCACGACUCCAGCGUUUUCCCCGAGCCCAAAGAGGUUAACCUCGACCGCCCUAUUGACUCGUACAUCAACCACGGCCAGGGCCCCAGCACUGGCUUCGGCCAGGAGAUUACCAAGAUUGCCCUCGUCGCUAUGCUGCGCGUUGUCGGUCGUCUGGAGAACCUCCGCCGCGCUCUCGGUGCCCAGGGUCAGCUCAAGAAGGUUCCCCAGGAGGGCGGUUACUAUGUCUACCUCCGCCAGGAUGGUACCUCUUACUUCCCCUUCCCGAUGUCGCUCAAGCUCCACUGGGACGGCGAGUUCGACUUUGGCAAGACCCAGCCGGCGAAGAAGCACUAA
Messenger RNA from Penicillium cataractarum, 3363 nucleotides. RefSeq names its product peroxidase/cytochrome P450 family protein. Gene Ontology annotation, molecular function: peroxidase activity; iron ion binding; monooxygenase activity. Gene Ontology annotation, biological process: response to oxidative stress. The record is from RefSeq and is a predicted model, not a curated record. Lineage: Eukaryota; Fungi; Ascomycota; Eurotiomycetes; Eurotiales; Aspergillaceae. The transcript is spliced from 5 exons. Bases 1 to 3363 code for a protein of 1120 amino acids.